CAGUCACACUGCUUCUUAGUCUGUUUUGCUUUAUUUUUAUAUCAAAAUCAGCACAUAAAUUAUUUUAAAAUGUCCAGAUUUCUCCUUUCUUCACGAAGACUAAUGCCCCAGCAAGAUUUCCUGCUUGCCGGCUCAUGGGUUUCCACCCAGUUUUUUCGCGGAAAGGCAUCGACUCCCAUGAACACCGUUGUAAUGUUCGUACCACAACAAGAGGCCUGGGUAGUCGAGCGUAUGGGUAGAUUUCAUAGAAUUCUUGACCCUGGCCUCAAUGUUUUGGUUCCUAUUGCGGACAAGAUCAAAUAUGUCCAGAGCUUGAAGGAAAUUGCGAUAGACGUUCCGAAACAGAGUGCCAUUACAUCCGACAAUGUCACACUUGACAUCGAUGGAGUGCUUUACUUGCGGAUCAUUGAUCCAUACCGAGCGUCUUACGGCGUGGAGGAUCCUGAGUUUGCUAUAACACAACUUGCCCAAACCACAAUGAGGUCCGAACUGGGAAAAAUGUCAUUGGACAAGGUUUUUCGCGAAAGAGAAUCCCUAAACGUUAGCAUUGUCGAUUCAAUCAACAAGGCGAGCGAAGCGUGGGGCAUUGCCUGCCUGCGUUACGAAAUUCGAGACAUUCGUCUGCCAUCAAGAGUCCAUGAAGCAAUGCAAAUGCAAGUCGAGGCGGAAAGGAGGAAAAGAGCUGCUAUAUUGGAGUCGGAAGGCGUUCGUGAGGCCGAAAUUAAUAUUGCUGAAGGCAAAAGAAAGUCCAGAAUCCUGGCAUCUGAGGCUGAACGGCAAGAGCAUAUAAACAAGGCUAGCGGUGAAGCUGCUGCCAUUAUUGCCGUAGCAGAUGCAAGAGCUCGUAGCCUGCAGGCCAUAGCGAAAUCUCUGGCACACAUUGAUGGAAAGAAUGCUGCUUCCCUUACACUAGCCGAGCAAUACAUUGGAGCGUUUAAGAAAUUGGCUAAAACAAAUAAUACGAUGAUUUUGCCGUCUAACGCCGCAGAUGUAAAUGGUUUUGUGGCGCAAGCCUUGGCAGUGUACAAUCAUGUUUCCAGCUCAAACCAGUCCAGCAUCGAGUCUUCGGCACAUGUAAAAAACGUUGGUUCUUGUCUCAAUGCCAAUAACAUUGAGUACAAUCAGAUCAAUGACGAAAAAAAGAGUGUAAAAAUGAAUAUUGAAUAAGGAUGAAUUAAAUGAUUGUUGCUAUUA
Messenger RNA from Drosophila obscura, 1194 nucleotides. It is a transcript of the gene Stoml2, whose product is annotated as stomatin-like protein 2, mitochondrial. The transcript is spliced from 7 exons. Bases 70 to 1167 code for a protein of 365 amino acids. The record is from RefSeq and is a predicted model, not a curated record. NCBI's taxonomy places the organism in Eukaryota, Metazoa, Arthropoda, Insecta, Diptera, Drosophilidae. Gene Ontology annotation, cellular component: membrane.